Talpa occidentalis (Iberian mole) is the source of this 789-nucleotide messenger RNA. RefSeq lists its product as uncharacterized. Bases 55 to 789 code for a protein of 244 amino acids. The record is from RefSeq and is a predicted model, not a curated record. NCBI's taxonomy places the organism in Eukaryota, Metazoa, Chordata, Mammalia, Eulipotyphla, Talpidae. The transcript is spliced from 3 exons.
ACGUCUCAGCAAAUGAGCAUGGAGAUCGUGAUGCGGUGACUCGGCCUUUUCUUGAUGCUUCCCGCCCUGCCCCCCGUCACACGCCAGGCGCGAUCUUUCCAGGCUAGUUGGCAGCGGCUUCCCUUCCCCACCUCAGACUCCCCUCAGGCUCCCCUCGGUGGCCGCCAUCUUUGCUGUCGUCGCCACAGCCCGAGAACCGGUCCGGUUGAGGUCGUGCCUGGUGCCAUGUCCGCCGCAGGGGACAGAGAACUGCACUCAGGUGGACGGGACCACCCUGUGGGACCGGAGGGAACUUGGGCCAUAUCGGUGGGCGCUGGUGACUGGGUGGUCAGAGACUCCGGGGCCCACGAGAGCGACUUGGUGUCAGCAGCCCGGGAGGCCGGAGUCAGUGGGGAGGCCGCGGUCAGUAGGGAGGCCGCGGUCGGUGAGGAGGCCGCGGUCAGUGAGGAGGCCACGGUCAGUGAGGAGGCCGCGGUCGGUGGGACGGCCGUGAUCCGUGAGGAGGCCGCGGUCAUCGGUGAGGAGGCCGCGGUCGGUGGGGAGGCCCUGGUCGGUGGGCAGGCCGCGGUCGGUGAGGAGCCCGCGGUCAGUGGGGCGGCCGCGGUCGGUGGGGAGGCCGCGCUUCGGGGUGACCGGGGCCCCGGGAAGAUUCGCCGACUGUGGGGUGGCGGGCGGCCCCGGGGAGCCGGGCGUCUGUGUGGCGGCCGCGCGCGGCGGCCCCGAGGUGGCGGGCGGGAGCGCGGGGUCCGACGCCGCCGGCGCGGCGGGCGGUCUCGGGGAUCUCGCUGA